AUACGUCGAGGAUCCAAACUUUCCACCGUUGUUGUUCUCUCUCACCUCUAUUUAUAUUUCUCUCCCCCUCACCUCAUUUUCUCGCUCUAAGAUUUCUGCACAAUUACAGCCACACAAAACCAGACUCUCAAACUCAAAGGACCGAGAGGGCUUUCGAAAGUUGACGAGAGAUGAGAGGAGGGGCCGUCGUGGAAAAUGGGUUUACAUGGGAAGAAGAGACCCAUCUCACUGUCCUCAAGACCUCUCGUUUCUUCGCCGGAGAUGGGUUCACCGCCUACGAUUCCAAGGGCGAGCUUGUCUUCCGGGUCGACUCGUACGGGACCGAUAUUAGUGACAGGGGCGAGCUCGUCCUCAUGGACGCUUCUGGUCGCUGCCUCCUCACCGUCCGACGAAAGAGGCCGAGUCUCCACCAACGUUGGGAAGGAUACCUGGGAGAAAGAGCGGACGGUCAGAAACCCAUCUUCAGCGUGCGGAGAUCCUCAAUAAUCGGACGGUCGGACGUGACGGUGGAGUUGUACGGCGGCGGCAGCCCGGGCGAGGAGUACCAGAUCGAAGGGUCGUUCGCCAACCGAUGCUGCACGAUCUACGACGCGGCGAAGGAACUGGGGGCCGAGAUCCGACGCAAAGUGGAUGCCUCGGCCCACGUGGUGCUUGGCAAGGACGUCUUCUCUCUCUGCCUCAAGCCCGGAUUCGACGGUGCCUUUGCCAUGGGGCUUGUUUUGAUUCUUGAUCAGAUCAACGGUGAUGGCGAUGGUGAUGCUGAUGGUGUUGGUGAUGGGUUGCCCAGUGAGGAUUCUCCUUUGUCGUCUUGAUUUUCUUUUAUUUUUUUGGAAAUUGAUUUUUUCAAACUCCUCUUUUAUCCAAAUUUACUCUCUUUUUUCUUGUAGUAAUAUGAAAUUACAUGAUUACCAUUUUCAUGUGUAAAUAAAAAAAAAGGUAUGAAUGGUAGUUUUGUAA
Messenger RNA from Rhododendron vialii, 957 nucleotides. RefSeq names its product protein LURP-one-related 5-like. NCBI's taxonomy places the organism in Eukaryota, Viridiplantae, Streptophyta, Magnoliopsida, Ericales, Ericaceae. Bases 171 to 812 code for a protein of 213 amino acids. The transcript is spliced from 2 exons. The record is from RefSeq and is a predicted model, not a curated record.